GUGAGGCCGGGAAUGUCACCCCAGCAACAGCGCCCGGCGCUGCCACAGCAUCAUCCGCUUCAGCAGCAGCAACAGCAGCAGCGACCGGGUGGCCUUCCCAACCGUCCUCCAAUCAGGCGGCCUCCAAUGCGUCCUGCUGGCAGCAUGAACGGCAAGUCGCCGGUCAAUUUGCAGCAGCAGCAGCGGCCUCCGAUGCAAGUCAGGCGCCCGCCGCCCAUGGGCUCGCCGUCUGGCUCUGCUCCUGUGCGUCCUGGGUUAGGCGGCAUGCGCCCCUCGCCCAAUGGAGCUGCGCAACAAAUGCGGCCGCCCCUGCCUCGACCGUUGGGAACACCGCCCGGCGCGCAGGUGCGGCGGCCAGUGAUGCAUAAUAACGGUGUGCAGCGGCCGCCGAACGGUGGACCGUCACCUCGUCCUCUUAUGCGUCCUCCUCCCAUGGCCAAUGGCAUGUCUCCGCGCCCACGGCCGAUGCCGAUGCCGGUGUCGAUGAGUGGGGGUCGUCCGCGACCACCCAUGGUGCGUCCAUUGACUUUAUCACAGAAUUCCCAGGCAAGCAGCCCGGUGCUAGUGCGGCCUCCCAGACCACUGACCAAUGGCCAGCAGCAGCAAGCUUCCCCCGUUGUGCAGCCGGCCACUCUGAUCACCCCCGUCACUGCCCAGUCGGCAGUCCGCCCACAGCAGAAGCCCCCUGUGCCACAACAGCAGAUUCCCGUCAAAAUGCAGUCGCCACAGUCACCACAGUUGCCAAGGACCCCACUGUCCGGCAUUGUGCCUGCGACCACCGCACCACCACCGGCUGCUGUUGCACAGCCGCCGCCUGGGCUCAAAAAGCAACCGACGACCUAGAUAUUUUUAAAUCACCUACAAUUAAUGCUCUCAAACAUUGUUUAUUCCCACUU
Messenger RNA from Kickxella alabastrina, 896 nucleotides. RefSeq lists its product as uncharacterized. Bases 13 to 843 code for a protein of 276 amino acids. The record is from RefSeq and is a predicted model, not a curated record. The transcript has a single exon. NCBI's taxonomy places the organism in Eukaryota, Fungi, Kickxellomycota, Kickxellomycetes, Kickxellales, Kickxellaceae.